ACACACACACACACACACACACACACACAGUGUCGGCAGAUUUGCGCCUCGGCGUUCCGCUUGCCGCAGCCCGAUGACGGGCUCCAGUCCAAGUGGAAAAUCCAGCUUCUGCUGCACAAUAAGAGGCGGCACUCAGGCGCGUCUGUUCGGGAACAAUCGAACCAGUUCAGCUCAUUUCCAUGUUGGAGCUGGGAGAUAGGAGGUGAGCUGUCUUUCAGCACCGUGCUGCUGAGGAGAAAUGUGGUGUUCCGUGAGGCUAUAGUCUCCAAACUAGACAUCAUCMGUUUUAUUUUUACAAAGUUGAGUUUAAAGCUAUAACUUACUAAAAAAAUAAACAACUUGUUGAUUGUUAUUAAUUAUAAUGGAAUAAACAGGAGAGGUGAAAAGAAAACAAAAGUGUUCCUCCUCCUGUCUCCAACCCAAACUGUGUGUUUGUUUAGUUGCUGAAGUGGCACGCGUCAGGCGCGCGCAACUCACCGGUACCCUGUGCAGGAGUCCAAGGUGUACCCACGCGACCGGUGGGCGUGGCUAACCCCCCCUCGCUCAUCCCAAACUCAUUGAAAAGCGGAGGCGUCUGUCUGCAGGACACAGAGCUUUGAGAAGCGCGCCAGGCAGCAGCCCGGCGCACUGCCCCCAGAAACAAGUGCGCAGCAACACGUGAACGGCACGAGCGCGACGCACCGCCUGGAGACCCGGUGCUUCUUCUUUAAAAGUGAUUUCUCUCUCUCUCUGGGAAUGAACCUCACAGCCAAAAUGGAAAUUACCCAGCAGCAGUUGAUGCCGCCCGCCUGCUUCUUCUCGGCCGCGGCGGCGGCGCAGAGCAUCCAGCUGAGCCCGAGCGGCGGGAAGCCCAAGCAGCCCAAGCGGCAGCGCUCCUCCUCCCCGGAGCUGCUGCGCUGCAAGCGGCGCCUGAACUUCGCGGGCUUCGGCUACACGCUGCCGCAGCAGCAGCCGCACGCGGUGGCGCGGCGGAACGAGCGGGAGCGCAACCGCGUGAAGCUGGUCAACAACGGCUUCGCCACGCUGCGCGAGCACGUGCCCAACGGCGCCGCCAACAAGAAGAUGAGCAAGGUGGAGACGCUGCGCUCCGCCGUGGAGUACAUCCGCGCGCUGCAGCAGCUCCUGGAUGAACACGACGCGGUGAGCGCCGCCUUCCAGUCCGGCGUCCUGUCGCCCACCAUGUCGCAGGGAUACUCCGCAGACAUGAAYUCCAUGGCCGGGUCCCCAGUGUCCUCCUCCUACUCAUCUGAUGAGGGCUCCUACGACCCCCUGAGUCCGGAGGAGCAGGAGCUGCUGGACUUCACCAACUGGUUCUGAGCAUCUAAAGGAUUAAACUCAUCUUACUGCUCGGAGUGGUCCCGGAGGAGACUUUCUAUCCUCAAGAACAAGAUGCACUGCGUCCCAAAACCACCGGCCCUCAUCGACUGAGAGACUGGACGGGCCCGAGUGGUCCUGGAAACUUUAGGGGGGGAAGAUAUCAGCCCAGACAUCUGCGCCAAAGGAUUAAAAAGAAGACGGUUCUCCCAACAGCGAGGGAGGGAAAUCCCUGCUUCUGCCCGACAAAACAAAAGACCCUGAAGUGAAUUCACGCUCCUCUGCAGCACACUAAAACUUUAUUUAACAUGUCGCUCCUCAUCUAUGCUAAUAAGAAAAAAUAAUGAAUAAAAUCACACAACAUCCACUUUGCUAAAUCUCAGAAUUCAGCAAAUGCUUCCAAGUCGCGGAUUUAUUCUAUUAAAUUCUAUAAACGCCUUUUUUGUUUCUUUUUUUAUAUUUAGAAAUAUAUGAAGAUAUUUUUGUAUGUAAGAGAUUUAUAGAUGUUUUUGUACACAUCCUUUUGUAUAUAUUUUGUCUAUAUAUUGCGAAGUUGCUUCUAUUACCUCCUGCCAAUGUAGAUCUAUUUCUCUCUGGCUCUUCUGUUCGUAAGGUUUCCAGAAGGAGUUUGACACUCAGAUGUUUUAUUCUCGCACCAACGUGUCUUAUUUAAUAGCAAAAUGAAAGAAAAAAAACUCAUGUUAUUGCAUUAUGUCAUGUCACAAUGAUCAAAAACUUAUGCAGCUAUUGUCCAAAAAGAAGUACAAUGGCCAUGCAUUGUAUGUUUGUACUGCCAGCUCUAUAUCUUCUUCACAUAAACAUAUUUCUUAUAACCAUAUUUUCUACACUAUAGUUCAACAAUAAAAAGCAGAUGCUACUCACUAUUUUCUCCAUGUCUUGUUUUAAUUUUUUUUAGGAACGAGGGUGGUUAAAGGUCUGAUAAAUACAAAAAAGUAAAUAUUUAGGGUCAAAAGUAACAGAAUUAAACAAUUUAUUAUAGAAAACAUCACUUUACGCAAAGUUACGCACAUUUUACGCACGAUAAAUAUUCCUUUGAAUUGUUCCAGAUUCAAUUGAAACUCGUGUACACCUUUAUUUUAUUAGUUUUCAAGAAACCUCGUAUUGACCAGCUCUGUUCAGGCUUUUAUGUGUUUUUUUAUUUUUGUCUUAAAGCAACACGAGACCGUUUUAUACAAGUGGAGAACCGUGCGUAAAAAGUGAGCAUUCUCCACACGCUAAAGAAUUUUAUGUUUUUUUUGGCUGAACAUUAAUAUGUGAUAAAUGGGUGUUUACGGAAAUAUUCUUGAAUAAAACAAAAAUAUACAUAAAACUUUAUUUCUGUGCAGUCCUACAGAGAGUUUUAUUCUACUUUGAUCCGUGCGUAAAAGUUUUAUUUUACACGAGAACUCCAAAGUUCUGAUGGCUCUAUACAUUCCUGCUCACGUUUUAAAAAAAAAA
Messenger RNA from Austrofundulus limnaeus, 2772 nucleotides. It is a transcript of the gene ascl1a, whose product is annotated as achaete-scute family bHLH transcription factor 1a. The record is from RefSeq and is a predicted model, not a curated record. Bases 736 to 1317 code for a protein of 193 amino acids. The transcript has 2 exons. Gene Ontology annotation, molecular function: DNA-binding transcription factor activity, RNA polymerase II-specific; RNA polymerase II transcription regulatory region sequence-specific DNA binding; protein dimerization activity. Gene Ontology annotation, cellular component: RNA polymerase II transcription regulator complex. Lineage: Eukaryota; Metazoa; Chordata; Actinopteri; Cyprinodontiformes; Rivulidae. Gene Ontology annotation, biological process: sensory organ development; positive regulation of transcription by RNA polymerase II; regulation of neurogenesis.